Molecule: messenger RNA, 3183 nt
Organism: Caenorhabditis remanei
Lineage: Eukaryota; Metazoa; Nematoda; Chromadorea; Rhabditida; Rhabditidae
Exons: 7
Coding region: 1-3183 (1060 amino acids)
Molecular function (GO): RNA binding; protein binding
Source: RefSeq, a predicted model, not a curated record
AUGUCGGAUCCAUUCGACAGAAUCAUGGGGGACAUGAGCAGUGGUCAGGCGUCCCGCAGUACCAGCUCCUCUCGUAUUCCGAAGAGAGAUCAUCGUCACUCGCCGGAAAAAGAUGCGCCGUCUUCGAAAAGAAGCAAUCCUGGAUUCACUACACCAUCUUCAACUACCAGGAUCGGUCGUGAUUCCUUUGCUGUCAUGGACACUUUGGAUGUUCAAAUGAACAUGUUCGUUUUGAACCUUUCAAAAAUGCCACAAAAGAUCCAGCGCAUCCAUGUCGACACUUUGAUGCUCUGCAGUAACGGCAAAGAAAUCAAUUUGAAUCUCGGAGUGGUAGCUGUUGGCGGAGAUGUCAAUUCGCACAAUCGUCGUCUCGCUCAACACCAUAUCAUGAGAAAGUUCCAUGAGAAAAAACGUCACCUCUUCAGCAACCAGUCGUAUCACGUGAUGGCAUAUGACAGUGCAGCAGCACUAUAUGUUCCAGCUGGCGUGUACACUGGAUCAGAUGAAGAAGAAGCUUCGUUCUCCAAAGAAGAUUUUUCCUCUGAAGACUGGGCGCUCGUAUCCAAAGUCAGCCGCAGAAAGGACGACAAGUUUCUCGUCAGACUGAAACCAGCAGGAUUUGUUGAGACGCAAGGAGUCGAUGCAUUGGAAGCAUCAAACCGUAUGGAGUUGACAAGAUGCGUGGAGAUUGUCACUUCCCAGAAGUUGAACAACAACGAGUUCUACCAAUUCGGAAAUGCCACGUUCCCACUUCGCGAUUCACCCAAUUCUGAGCCGGAUGGAACAUCUGAAAUCCGUUCAGGAUUUGCUAAGGUCGCUCGUUUGGUGGAAGGCCGAAAGGGUACCAACGAGAUGUUGAUGACAAUUGACACCAAGCUCUCACCGUUCUACAAAAACACUUCGGUUCUGAAGUUUGUCAUUAACAAGUAUGCAGAGUUUAGAGGAGUAGGUGGCGGUGGAUAUGGAGGAGGCGGUCGUGGAGGAUACGGUGGAGGCGGAAGAGGAGGUUAUGGUGGUGGCCGAAACGACUCGAGAGACUCCCGUGGAAGCUACGGAGGUAGAAGCGAUUCAAGAGAUUCUCGUGGAGGAUAUGGAAGAAGUGAAUCCCGUGAUAGCUAUGGAGGUCGCGAUGAAAGCAGAGGAAGGCGCGAUUCGUAUGACUCCCGUCGAAGUGGUGGCGAUUCGAGUGGACCUGAUUACAACGCUCAGGAAGUUGCUGAAGUAGAGAAAGCGGUUAGAGAUAACAAGAAUCUCGUAAAGACUUUCGAGCAGGCUCUUAAAGGUCUUUUCGUAGAGGCUACCCACUUGAGUGGUAGUUCGAAAAUUAUCCGUGUCGCAGGAGUUUCAGAAGCUUCUGCCGAAAGCUCGUAUUUCACCCAAAAGGACGACAAAGGAGAAAUCAGUGUGGCGGAGUACUUCUACAAGGAGCACAACAUCAAACUCAAAUUUCCUCAUAUGCCAAUGAUUAUCAUGAAACGCUUCAAACACGAGUGUUUCUUCCCGAUGGAAGUUCUUCGCAUCUUGCCAGGACAGCGCAUCAAAGUUCACAAGAUGUCUGCAACUGUUCAGUCGGCUAUGACUGGACGCAAUGCUUCGAUGCCACAACAACAUGUGGACAUUGUACAAAAGAUUCUCUCCCAUUCAUUGAAGCUCGAGAAAAACUUGUAUAUGGACGCCUUCGGAAUCGAGUUGGAAUCCACAAAGCCAGUUCAGUUGAAGGCCAAGCUUCUGCCACCAGCCCAAAUCAAGUUCAAGAACGCAGUCUACAUGCCAGAUAUGGGUCGUCCAGCUUUCCGCAAUCCUGGAAGUUUCAUCGAACCUGCUCAUAUUCACAGAGUCGCUAUUGUCUCUUUCGAUAGAGCCAUCGAUAUGAGACAAGCAGAAGACUUCUGCGAUAGACUGUACGAUUACUGCCGUGACAACGGUAUCAAAGUGGACAAAGAUUCUAAAGAUUGGUCCAUUCGUGAAAUGAACUCUGGAGAUAACGUUGCCAUCAAGGAAGCCAUGGAGGACUGGAUGAAGAAAGGUGUCAGCAUUUUUGUUGGAAUCGCCAGAGAUAAGAAACCAGAUGUCCAUGAUGUAUUGAAAUACUACGAGGAAUCUGUCGGUAUGCAGACCAUUCAACUCUGUAAGCAGACUGUGGACAAGAUGAUGAAUCCGCAAGGAGGACGUCAGACGAUCGAGAACGUCAUGAGAAAGUUUAAUCUCAAGUGUGGCGGAACUAACUUCCAUGUCGAAGUUCCAAACUCCAUUCGUGGAAAGUGUGUUUGUGCCAAUACGGAGACUAUGAACAAGAAGUUGCUCGAACAAGUUCAGUUUAUCGGAUUCGAAAUUUCACACGGAGCCGCUCGCACUCUCUACGACCGUUCUCGUAACCAAAUGGACGGAGAACCAUCAAUCGUCGGUGUCUCCUACUCGUUGACCAACUCGACACAACUCGGAGGUUUCAGCUACAUGCAGACCCAAAGAGAAUACAAACUGCAAAAGCUCGAUGAAGUAUUCCCAAAUUGUGUCCGUGCUUACAAGGAACACGCAAAGAAGCUCCCUUCGAGAAUCGUCAUUUAUCGUGUCGGUGCUGGCGAAGGCGACUUCAAGAGAAUCAAAGAAGAAAUUGAGGAGAUUCGCUCAACUUUCGCCAAAAUCGAUCAUGGAUACAGCCCACAACUCGUUGUUCUCGUCGCUCAGAGAGCUUCCCAUGCUCGUGUGUUCCCAUCAAGAAUCCAAGGACAUAAGGCUUUCGAACAAAAUGUUCCGUCCGGAACUUGUAUUGACAAUGUUGUCACUUCCUUCGGAUACGAGGAGUUCAUCUUGAGUUCCCAAACUCCAUUGAUCGGAACUGUUCGCCCAUGCAAAUACACAAUUCUUGCCAAUGAUCCAAACUGGAGCAAGAACGAGUUGAUUCACCUCACUUACUUCCGUGCUUUCGGACAUCAAGUCUCGUACCAACCACCAUCGGUACCAGAUGUUCUUUACGCAGCUGAGAAUCUGGCAAAGAGAGGAAAGAACAACUACAAAGUUCAUCAACGCUAUGUAAGCUUACAAGCCAUCGAAAGACGCGUCAUCGCUGAACAUCCGGAUUUCGUCAACGAGGAGAUGCGUGAGCAAUUGGCUUCAGCCAUCGUCGACGAGAUGUCUGUGGCUAUGAACGGAAUGACUAUUGCCAAGAGAAACUUCUGGGCAUAA